AUGCAGGAGAUAGCUGUUCAAAUUGUAUAAAUGCCCGCCUGAAGUGCACCUUUGUAGAGGCAUCUCAGAAACGAAACUCCUCUAAGGCUUAUAUCAGUAGCCUCGAAAGCCGCUUGCAAAAGCUCGAGAAGGUCCUGGAGAAGUUGGCACCUGGCCUUGAUCAUGCCGAAGUUUCCACCUUAUCAGACCAUGAAGCUAGUCAUCGGAAGGGGAGCAGCGGAGAUUCUUUCCACUCACCGAUCAAGCACUACCAUGAAUUAGGUGCAGGCCCGGUACGGGUAACCCCCCUCACUUCUAUUUCUCGUACCAACGGGACUGUGGACUCUUCUGACCUCGAUCCAAGUGACGAUGAGUAUCUCCCGCAUGCGUCGCUGACGGAGCACCUUCGGACGUACAUCCACGACCCAUACCGGCCCCUGUACCUUGGAAAAUCCAGUGAAUACUUGCUCAUUCAAGAUACCAUGGCACUGAAAAAGAAGCAUGCCGGCGAUGACCGCCCUGUGUUCACUGGAAGUGACUUCGGCAAACUACGGCCAGAAUUUUGGAGCAGAGAAGAAGAGAAAUGGGUACACCAGGCAUGCAGAAGGCCUAUACCCAAGUACGAGUUCCCUCCCUCAGACCUCAUCGGGCCCCUGGUCGACCUAUACCUCGCAAAUGUGAAUAUAUUUGUCCCGCUCUUCCAUGAGCCUACCCUGAAGCAGGAGGUCGCAUCCGGAUUGCAUUUGCGGGAUCCUAGCUUUGCCUCCGUUCUGCUCCUUAUCUGUGCCUGUGGCUCUCGAUGGGCUGACGACCCUCGGGUGCUGAUGGGUGGCAGUGAUUCGCUUCAGUCCGCCGGGUGGCGGUGGUACAAUCAGGUGAAGAUGUACCAGACUCCGGUUGGUCCGUUGAACCUAUAUGAAGUACAGCUAUAUGCUUUAUUUGCUUUGUUCCUUCAGGGGACCGCUUCCCCACAGGCCUGCUGGACGCUUGUAGGAGUCGGACUUAGAGUUGCUCAAAACUUAGGCGCCCACAGGGCCAAGAUGUACAACUCACCCUUGACUAAGGAAGAUGAAUUAUGGAAGCGCGCGUUCUGGGUCCUUGUCACGCUGGACCGUGCCUACAGCUCAGGGAUGGGUCGGUCAUGCUCUAUACAAGAGGAAGACUUCGAUCUCGACAUGCCUGUCGCAUGUGAUGACGAAUAUUGGGAUCACCCCGAUCCAGACAAGCGUUUCCAGCAGCCUCCGGGACAACCGUCCAAAGUCGAUGCUUUCAUCUGCUUAAUCAAGUUGAAUCAAAUACUUGGGUUAACGCUCCGCACCAUAUAUUGUAUCAAUAAGUCGAAGGUCCUGUUGGGAUUUGUCGGUCCAGAAUGGGAGCAACGCAUCGUAGCUGAAUUGGAUUCGGAGGUCAACAAAUGGUUCGAUGAGCUUCCAGAACACCUGCGCUGGAACCCCGACCAAGGAGACACUCUAUUCUUCCGGCAAUCAGCUAUGCUUUAUUGCAAUUACUACACUUUGCAGAUCCAGAUACACAGGCCCUUCAUUUCGAAAUCACGCAAGCUUUCCCCCUUGUCGUAUCCAUCUUUGGCCAUCUGUACCAGGGCUGCCCGAUCGUUGAGCCAUGUGGCGGACACCUGUCGUCUUGUUUGCAAAAGGGCACCCUCGCACCAUAUGUUUAUGGGCGUGUUCGUCGCGGCACUGGUCCUGCUGCUGAACAUAUGGACCAGCGACAAGUCUGGAGUGCCCAGCAAUGUAAAGGAUGAUAUCGCUGACGUGAAUAAAUGCAUUGCAGCUCUGCGUGACUUAGAGACACGGUGGUAUUUAUGUGGAAGAACCAGAGACUUGCUCAGACAUCUAGCAACCGCUGGGAGCGUUCCGUUGGAACUUGAGUAUAAGGAUGCUCCGCCUCGAGGAGUUAUUUCAUCGUUCGACCCUCGCUCUAUGUUCAGCCUCUGUCGACCGCCCGAGCCAUCCCCGCCUUCUCAUCGAAACGGCAGUAUCCAGCCUAGCGGCGACGGUUCUCGUUCCGCAUCUUGUGAUGGAGUCGAUCCUGCUACCCGCGGGAGCUUCAGUCAAAGACCACAGCAUACGGCCG
Messenger RNA from Gloeophyllum trabeum ATCC 11539, 2073 nucleotides. RefSeq lists its product as uncharacterized. Gene Ontology annotation, biological process: DNA-templated transcription. The annotation marks the transcript as partial. The transcript is spliced from 13 exons. Lineage: Eukaryota; Fungi; Basidiomycota; Agaricomycetes; Gloeophyllales; Gloeophyllaceae. The record is from RefSeq and is a predicted model, not a curated record. Gene Ontology annotation, molecular function: zinc ion binding; DNA binding.